Molecule: messenger RNA, 1305 nt
Organism: Didymodactylos carnosus
Lineage: Eukaryota; Metazoa; Rotifera; Eurotatoria; Philodinida; Philodinidae
Source: the annotation of a GenBank genome assembly
AUGGCAGAUGAUCUUCUGCGAGGAUUUCUGAAUUCGUGGGUUUCUACAGUUACGAAACUUCAGCAUUCCGGGCAAAGGACACGACAACAGGACACUGGUGGAGGAGGCAGGCUCGAAGCCAGAAUAAUGAAAUCGAGUGAAAACCAACGAAAUCGGAAACCAACACCAUCAUUAUUAUUAUCUCCGAAAACAGCAACAUUCAACAUGCUGGGUUAUUCAUCACAAUCAUCGGGAAAAGAAAAGAAAUUAAAUGCCAGUUUGUCGAUUAAAGAUCAUGUUGCUGAUACAUCAUCUUUGAAAAAUCCAAUUAGCAUACGAUACAUGUGUAAAAGUACAAUUAAAAUCAGUCAACAAAACAAUCAAACAACGGCGCCUGUACCAUCGCCCCCAGUUUGGACAAGUAGCAAUCAACUUUCGACAUUAGACAAACAAAUAUCAGAUGAUCAUACACAAUCAGAGCCACCUAUAAUUCAAAAUAGCUUUUUAGUAAUGCAUCCCAGAACAUCAACAUCUCUGAAGGAAUCAAAAAGGAUUAGAAUUAUACAACCGUCAAAAUUUCUGAGUGUAACAGUACCACCAAUGAUUAAACUGAUUGGAUUAUCAAAACCGAAUAUUGUUCAUUCUAUCAGUCUUAAAAAGACAUUUCAGCAAACAAGUGUCUACCCAUCUACACCAAUAUCAAUAUCUCCAUCUCCAUUUAACAAUACGUCAUUCUAUUCACGCCAACGCUCAUCACCAGAAAGUACAAUUCCAUUUCAACAAAUUCACAUACUGGUAAGAAUUUUUUCUUUCAGGAGAAGGUCCCCCCUUUUAUUUUCUAGAUUUUCCUUAAGAUUUCCCAGUAAAAAAAGAAUUAAUUACUUAAAAAAAUGAUGUUAACUUUUUCAGCACAGGCUGCUAUUAAAAAAUUUCCUGGCCGUUCCUCUUUCAUCAUAAAAAUCUGGUUCUCAUCUAGAUCGAUAGAGAAAUGUGCGAAGAAUAUUUACUAUGGGAAAGAAAGAAAAGAAUUUUACUUUCUCCUUUCUGUUAAUAACUAAUUAGUGCUAAUUAACGUUAAUUUAGUCUUCUCUACUAGCUUACAGUCCCAUUUAAAAAAUAACGGCAUAACGAAAAAAUUCAAACAAUACCUCAUCUGAUAGAGAAUUUCUCAAGCUACAAUUUGAUAUAUAUAUAUAUACAAUACAGAAAAAAAAGUGUCCUAGGGUAACUUGACAAUAGAAAUGUUUCUGCAGAACCAAAAACUGAGUCGACCAAUGUGUAUUUCAAUCCUAUCCGACUACUUUGGUUUUUUGUCGAAUUUACAAU